Molecule: messenger RNA, 2984 nt
Organism: Adelges cooleyi (spruce gall adelgid)
Lineage: Eukaryota; Metazoa; Arthropoda; Insecta; Hemiptera; Adelgidae
Gene: nan
Product: transient receptor potential cation channel subfamily V member 5
Exons: 17
Coding region: 182-2851 (889 amino acids)
Biological process (GO): calcium ion import across plasma membrane
Cellular component (GO): membrane
Molecular function (GO): calcium channel activity; protein binding
Source: RefSeq, a predicted model, not a curated record
CAAACACACACACUUCACCACCGUAGCAAAUAGGAUUCCUUCGCAUGUAUUGCCACCAGUCUUGAACGAUAAACUCGCCAAGGUACCUACCGUCGUUAUGAGCCCCCAAGCGCAGACCAUCCAAACAAAUUCCAAUAGCAAAUGAGCAUUGUCUCAAGCGGUCCUGUAGCGGAUCCGGGCGAUGGGAAACACCGAGAGCAAUGUGGCCAGUGGUGUCAAGAAACAGGUGGACACCUCUUCCACACAGAUCUACAAUCUUGUGGAUCUGAAAGGAGGCGGUUUGCUGGUAGACUUGAUUAAGCGAGCUGUGCAAACCAAGCAAUUCGCCGAAUUAGACUAUGCCAUUAAAACCAAGGUUGAACCUUUAUUGUACAACAAAGGAGAGGGCAGGAAGAUUCCUAUUGCAAAAUUGGUGCUACUCAGGAACCGAGACAGGUCCAGAGCCAAACAGCUCCCACACUUGAAAGCCCUAGAAGACCCGAACGAUUACGAAAUCGAUAAAGACAUACCGACAUUGGAGGAACUGGAGAAACUUGGUGAAGUGCAAUACCGGGAAGUGUGUUGGGACCUGAAAGAACGAGGCGCAGUCGGUGAAACGGUGAUGCAUUUGUGCCUGUUGAACGCCACUUCCAUACAUGCGGAUCUGGCGAAACGGUUGCUACAAUUCUAUCCGAAACUGGUCAACGACAUUUACAUGGUCGACGAAUACUACGGCGAAAGUGUACUGCACAUAGCCAUCGUCAACGAAGAUCCGGCCAUGGUCAAGGUGCUGAUGGACAGCGGUGCCAACUUAAACGAACGAUGUUUCGGUAACUUCAUGUGCCCCGAAGAUCAAAAGGCCUCUCGGUCAGAUUCGCUGGAUCACGAAUGGGUAAACGUCUGCCCAGAUACCAAUUACGAAGGGUAUGUUUAUUGGGGUGAAUACCCACUGUCGUUUGCCGCAUGCUUGGGACAGGAAGAGAGUUACCGCUUGAUGUUGGCUAGAGGCGCCGACCCCAACAACCAAGACACCAAUGGAAACACGGUCUUGCACAUGCUCGUCAUCUACGAAAAAAUUUCGACCUUCGACAUGGCUUACGAGAUUGGGGCGGAACUUAACAUUAGAAACGUUCAGAAUCUGACGCCUCUCACGUUGGCAGCGAAACUGGCUCGAAUCCAGAUUUUUUUCCAUAUACUCAACAUCGAACGAGAAAUUUACUGGCAAAUCGGCAGUAUUACAUGUGCCGCCUAUCCUCUGACUCAGAUAGACACCAUCGACAACGACACAGGACUAAUAAGUAAAAAUUCUGCGCUGAAUCUGGUCGUCUUUGGGGAAAGCCCGGAACAUUUAGAGAUGAUGGACGGUGUUUUAGUGGACUUGUUGAAUGCCAAAUGGAAUGCGUUCAUUAAAUUCCGGUUUUACAGGCAAUUUUUUCUUUUCGCUUUUUACUUCUCCAUAUCAAUGGUUUGCUUCGUGCUACGCCCGGGCCCACCGCCAAGUGGUCUUAAACCGCCGUUGAAUAAUUACACAUCGUCCACGACCACGGCGACGACUCCGAUGGAUUUUAUGGACAAUGAAACCAUACCCGAGAAUGUUAUCUAUGACGAAAUUGUCGAUGUAACCGAUCUCAGUUCACUGACUACCGUGUUCAAUACCGAAACAACCACCGCGAUGAUGUCACUGGACAACACGACUGAAGCGAAAGAUCUGAACGACACGUUGGUCUUUUCCGGCAAAUCUCGACCAGCUGAUACAGUAAGUCUUUUCGGAAAAGGUUCUAGCUCCGAUAGAGGAAAGCACAGAAAUUGGGACACGGCCAACAGAAACGGUACCAAUAAUACCAACAACUACAACAAGACGAAAAAGUAUUGGUGGAACAAAAGGCAAAGAAUUUGCAGGCUCUUGACUGUCCAUGCUACCGAUGACUUGAUUCGAAUGGGUUCAGAAGUUGCCAUGUUCGUAGGUGCAUUCCUUUACUUGUUAGCCGCUGUCCGAGAAGCCAGCUUUUUGGGACUUCAGAUGUUCAUCGAAAACUUGGCGAUAGCACCGGCAAGGGUGAUGUUUUUGUUCUCGUGUCUUCUGAUGAUGACUAUACCGCCGUUGAGGUUUACGUGCUACGAUAAAGCCGAAGACAUUAUAGCGGUAAUCAUCAUGUUAACUACUUGUCCGUACUUUUUAUUCUUCUGCAGAGGUUUCAAGACUGUCGGACCUUUCGUGGUCAUGAUCUACAGAAUGAUUAUCGGAGAUCUACUGAGGUUCGUGUCCAUUUAUAUGGUGUUCGUCAUGGGUUUUUCGCAAGCUUAUUAUGUGAUAUUUCUAUCGUUCGACAACCCGUACACCCCGGACAACAUCGACGACACCGUAGAGAACCCAAUGCCGUCGCCCAUCGAGUCCAUCAUGGCCAUGUUUCUCAUGUCGGUCAACGCGUUCUCAGAGUAUUAUCAGGCUUUCGACAAGACCAGUCACACUUUGGUGGCGAAGUUUUGCUUCAUCGUUUUCAUGGUGAUCGUGGCGAUUUUGUUGGUCAACAUGUUGAUCGCCAUGAUGGGUAACACAUAUCAAAAGAUUGCAGAGACCAGAAACGAAUGGCAGAGACAGUGGGCCAGGAUAGUGUUGGUGGUAGAAAGAGGUGUAAGCCCGUUGCAAAGGCACAAAAAUCUGUUGCGUUAUUCUCAACCCAUGUCGGACGGUCGUAGAGCAUUGAUCCUGCGACUUAACCAAACGGACGAAGACAAAGAACGAAUGAAAGAAAUAUUGGAAAUGAAACGCAUUCACGACAGGUACGUGGAAAGAAUGAAAGCUCGAGAUCUGAGCACCAAGCUGUCGUCGUCGUGCGCCAAAAGCGACGCGGCCAAGAAAAAACCGAAAUAAAACGAUAACGUCCUGUGUGUCUACAUAAUAUCGAUAAUAUUAGUUUACUGGGGAUUAAUUAUGUACAUGAAACCGUAUUGUGCCGAUAUAUAUAUUUAUAUAUACAUAUACGUAUUACAUACAAUUUUAUAAC